UCGCCGUCAACGAAAGGUAAAAGAAAAGGGAGUGUCAGAGAAACAGCCAAAAGUGUCAUGUCAAGUCGAUUCCUUGGCGACAAAGUAACCAGAAUUAUACGCGGUUAAGACCCAAUUUCCAGCUAUGGAGACUCAGCAAUCAGCGGAGGCGGGCGGCGGGGACGACUACUCCGACGUCACGUUGCGGCCGCUGGAGGCGUCGGACGCGGAGGACUACCUGGAGUGCCUGUCGGACGAGAACGUGCGCAAGUUCUGCUCGUGGGAGCCGGUCACGACGGUGGAGGCGGCGGCGGAGUACAUCGCGGGGCGCGCGGCGGGGCACCCGUGGUACCGCGGGAUAUGCGUGAAGGGGAAGGCGGUGGGGUCGGUGUCGGUGAACCCGUUCAAAGGUUGCGACAGUUGCAGGGCGGAGAUCGGGUACGCGCUGGCGUCCAAGUACUGGGGGAAGGGGAUCGCCACCAAGGCGGUGAAGAUGGCGGCGGCGUCGGUGUUCGUGGAGUGGCCCCACCUCGAGCGGCUGGAGGCGGUGGUGGACGUCGAUAAUCCCGGGUCGCAGCGGCUCUUGGAGAAGGCGGGGUUCAAGAGGGAAGCAGUUUUGAGGAAGUAUUAUCUUCUCAAAGGGAAGCCCAGAGAUGCUGUCAUGUUUAGUCUAAUUUCUACUGAUCCUGAGGUCACUUUUUUUAUGCAUGAUUUCUGGAUUUUCUGCACUGUUGGCUAUUUCAUUGGUAGCUCUGCCUCUAAACGCGCAAAUCAACAGCCCUUGCACUGCCUCCAUGCUCACCUCCUUCACCCCUUGCCUGAAUUACAUCACAAACAGCAGCCCUACAGGCGGUUCCCCCUCUGCAGACUGCUGCAACAUCAUGAAAUCCGUGAUGGGCAAUGGCGUCGGUUGCCUCUGCUUCAUCGCGGCCGGUGGCAUUCCCUUUCGCGUCCCGAUCAACCGCAAUCUCACCCUCUCGCUCCCCCGGGCCUGCCAGACCCCCGGCGUCUCCGUCCAAUGCAAAGCUUCUGGAACCCCCACUGCAGCUUCAAGUCCUGCUGCUGCUGUGUCACCUGCUCCCGGGCCAUCUCGUGGUCCCGGAGGUGAUGAUGUUCUGAAGCCACUGUCACCAGGUUUGGCACCAGAAUCUGAUGCAACUCCAACUCUGACCCCUCCAUCUCCGACCACAAAUACCGGCAGCCGAGUCUCCCCGACGCCCUCGGCCGCCCCGUCUCGGUGCCCAUCG
Molecule: messenger RNA, 1226 nt
Organism: Ipomoea triloba (trilobed morning glory)
Lineage: Eukaryota; Viridiplantae; Streptophyta; Magnoliopsida; Solanales; Convolvulaceae
Exons: 6
Coding region: 125-1087 (320 amino acids)
Molecular function (GO): acyltransferase activity, transferring groups other than amino-acyl groups
Source: RefSeq, a predicted model, not a curated record